UCUCCUUCACCUCCAUUCCCUUCCCUCUUCUUCACCCCAAAACGCAUUGCUUUCCUUCCUCCUUUCCUUUCGCUUCCAUUGCUUCCAUCGCGCUCGCUUGCGUUGCGUGCAUCCCUUCCUCACCAUUAGCGCGCGCUCUCCCCAGCAAUGCCGCCUUGGAGGCACCGCGCCUGCGGCCUCCGGCGGUGCUAGAUCCGACGGACAGGGAGCUCAACCGGCGGCGGCGGAGAGGGAGGAGAGAAACAAGAAACAGGCGUGGCCGGGACAGGCGGGCGCGGCCAAUGCACGAGCACACCCGCGCCAGGGCGUGGGAGGCGACGGUGCGCAAGGCGGUGCAGCAGCAUCCGGCGCAGCCUGGAGGGAGGCGCCGGGUGUCGCCGAUGUCGGCCGCGGACGACUCCGAGACGGCGUCCUCCUCGGCGUCCUCGUCGUCCACGGGCGGCGACGACGGCGACGGGUACGUGGAGCGCGGCCUCCCCAACGGCGACUUCUACACGGGGCAGUGGCGCGGCGGCGCGCCGCACGGCGCCGGGAAGUACCUGUGGACGGACGGGUGCAUGUACGAGGGGGAGUGGCGACAUGGGAAGGCGACGGGGAGGGGCAAGUUCUCGUGGCCGUCGGGCGCCACCUACGAGGGGGAGUUCAGGGACGGGUUCAUGGACGGCGCCGGGACGUACACCGGCGCGGCCGGGGACACGUACAGGGGGUCCUGGUCCAUGAACCUCAAGCACGGCCACGGCAAGAAGAGCUACGCCAACGGCGACCAGUACGACGGCGAGUGGCGCUCCGGGCUGCAGGACGGCGCCGGCCGAUACAUGUGGCGCAAUGGCACCGAGUACACGGGGCAGUGGCGCGCCGGCCUCAUCCACGGCCGGGGCGCGCUCGUCUGGUCCAACGGCAACCGCUACGACGGCGGGUGGGAGGACGGCUGCCCGCGCGGCCAGGGCACCUUCCGCUGGGCCGACGGCAGCGUCUACGUCGGCUACUGGACGCGCGACACCCCCACCGGCAUUGUCCAGCAGAAGGGCGUCUACUACCCGUCCCCGGCGGCGUCCUCCCCGACGGCGCGCGAUCCCCGCGACGUGUUCGCCAGGGACUUGCCGGGCUUCAUGGGCGGCGGCGGCGGCGGCGGCUCCGAGUCAGCGUCUCUGCACAAGUCGCUGAACUACUCCGGCAACAGAGCGGCGGCGGCCAAUGCGCGUUCGAGCUCCGCCUCGGGGCUGAGCAACAGCUCCGGCGGCGACAGGAAGUACGACAAGAUUUGCAUUUGGGAAUCCGACGGGGACAUCACUUGCGACAUUGUGGACGGCGCCGCCUUGGCGGACGAGGCGAUGGCCCCCAGGAGGAGCGUCAGGGCGGCAGGCGGCGGGGAGGGGCUGGGCCUCGCGCCGCCGUCGCCGGCGCCGCACAUCGCCAAGUGGGUGCCGCCUCGGGAGGCGAAGCGGCAGGGGGAGACCAUCGCCAAGGGUCACAAGAAUUACGAGCUCAUGCUCAACUUGCAGCUCGGGAUCAGGCAUGCAGUUGGGAAGCAAGGCCCGGUUACGCUUGAUCUGAAAUCCUCGGCUUUUGACCCAAAGGAAAAGGUGUGGACAAAGUUCCCCCCAGAAGGCUCAAAAUACACCCCUCCGCACAAUUCUUGUGAGUUCAAGUGGAAGGAUUACUGCCCGCAGGUGUUCCGGACACUGCGCAAGUUGUUCAAGGUGGAUGCUGCCGAUUAUAUGCUGUCCCUUUGUGGGAGUGAGGCUCUCCGGGAGCUCUCUUCGCCUGGUAAAAGUGGAAGCUUCUUUUACCUUACAAAUGAUGAUCGGUACAUGAUAAAGACAAUGAAGAAAUCGGAAGUAAAGAUGCUUCUCAAGAUGCUUCCAGCUUACUACAAUCAUGUCCGUGCAUUUGAGAAUACCCUGGUUACCAAAUUUUUUGGUCUGCAUUGUGUUAAGUUAGCUGGGGCCAAUCAGAAGAAGGUUCGUUUUGUCAUCAUGGGAAAUCUGUUCUGCUCUGAUCAUUCUAUCCAUAGGCGUUUUGAUCUAAAAGGCUCAUCUCUUGGCCGCACAACUGACAAGCCACAAACUGAGAUUGAUCAGUAUACAACUUUGAAGGAUCUUGAUCUGAAUUUCAUAUUUAGAUUAAAGAAGCAAUGGUUCCAAGAAUUUCAAAGGCAAGUGGAUAGGGAUUGUGAUUUCCUUGAGCAGGAGAAGAUCAUGGAUUACAGUCUAUUGGUGGGUGUACAUUUUAGACACAAUAGAGAGAAGCUUUUGAGUGAAGGUUCUGCUGACUAUGAUAUCAACAAAUUAUCUACUCGUCUUUCAAGAGGAAAUGGGGAUCAGCUUCUCGCUGAUCCAAACGGGUGGCCCAAAAUCAAGCUUGGGGCGAACAUGCCUGCAAGAGCUGAACUGACUGCUCGGAAGAAUGAUUUGGAAUCCCAGCUUAUUGGGGAGCCAACUGGGGAGUAUUAUGAUGUUAUAUUGUAUUUUGGGAUAAUAGACAUACUUCAAGAUUAUGACAUCAGCAAGAAGCUCGAGCAUGCAUACAAAUCUUUCCAGCAUGACCCAACCUCAAUAUCAGCAGUGGACCCAAGGCAGUACUCUAGACGUUUUAAAGAUUUCAUAUACAAAGCAUUUCAAGAAGACAGGCUAGAUAGCUGAAAACGCGUUGAAGCUCGAGAACGAGAAAUCUCUGCCUCCAGGUGUAGAUGAACUUUGAACUGUCCGAAAAAGAAAGAUCAGGCUGUGAAACUAUGCUAAAUGCAGUUGGGGCACUCUACCUGUGGGCUGUCGUUUGUAUCUACGAGAAUGGACGGCAGCUUCAGUGUCAGUGGAAGCCAUCUUGGUGGUAGAGUUGCUUGAACCCCUCAUGGUCUUCCAGAGGUCAUCUGGCUCUCACGUAAAUAUAAAUAGCUUUAUUUAUACACACAUAUAUAGAGCUCACUAAUAUUUUGUAGGGUAGAUGUUAACUCAAUGAUUCAACUUACAGAUAGAAAAUUUGUAGCCAUGCACAAAAGUGCGCAAGCCAGUCCGGAGCUGUAAAUGUUUUUUUUUAACCUGAGGGUAGCAUGUAUCAGGUACUAUUCUUUGUAACUGUCUUGGUUAAUACCCAUAGGAAAUCCUUGGAU
Messenger RNA from Oryza brachyantha (malo sina), 3109 nucleotides. Its product is annotated as phosphatidylinositol 4-phosphate 5-kinase 6. The transcript is spliced from 8 exons. Gene Ontology annotation, biological process: phosphatidylinositol metabolic process. Gene Ontology annotation, molecular function: ATP binding; 1-phosphatidylinositol-4-phosphate 5-kinase activity. The coding region runs from base 282 to 2642 and encodes 786 amino acids. The record is from RefSeq and is a predicted model, not a curated record. Lineage: Eukaryota; Viridiplantae; Streptophyta; Magnoliopsida; Poales; Poaceae.